Molecule: messenger RNA, 1683 nt
Organism: Camelus dromedarius (Arabian camel)
Lineage: Eukaryota; Metazoa; Chordata; Mammalia; Artiodactyla; Camelidae
Gene: COQ9
Product: coenzyme Q9
Exons: 9
Coding region: 59-1018 (319 amino acids)
Biological process (GO): ubiquinone biosynthetic process
Cellular component (GO): mitochondrial inner membrane
Molecular function (GO): lipid binding
Source: RefSeq, a predicted model, not a curated record
GCGCCGCGUACUCUGCACUGCCAGUCGCGUCGCCGUCCGCGGCUUGCCCGCUUCCAAGAUGGCGGCGGCGGCGGCGGUGUCCGGUGUGCUGGGCCGGGCUGGUUGGAGGCUCCUGCAGCUGCGGUGCCUGCCCGUGCCGUGCUGCCGACCAGCCCUGCUGCCUCGUGCCUUCCAUGCUUCAAUUAUGCAGCUGAGAUCUUCAGAAGAGCAGAAGCAGCAACCUCCCCCCUCCUUUUCUCAGCAACAUCCUGAGACGCAAGGCAUGGAAGAACCCCAUCCAGAGUCUUCUCGUUCACCCCCCAGGUAUACAGAUCAAGGUGGCGAGGAGGAGGAGGACUAUGAGAGUGAGGAGCAGCUGCAGCACCGCAUCCUAACGGCAGCCCUAGAGUUCGUGCCUGCCCAUGGGUGGACGGCAGAGGCAAUUGCAGAAGGAGCCCAGUCUCUGGGUCUCUCCAGUGCAGCCGCCAGCAUGUUUGGGAAUGAUGGCAGUGAGCUGAUACUGCAUUUUGUGACCCAGUGCAACGCUCGACUCACCCGUGUGCUGGAAGAGGAGCAGAAGCUGGUACAGCUGGGCCAGGCAGAGAAGAGGAAGACAGACCAGUUCCUGAGGGACGCAGUGGAAACCAGACUGAGAAUGCUGAUCCCGUACAUUGAGCAUUGGCCCCGGGCUCUCAGUGUCCUCAUGCUCCCCCACAACAUCCCGUCCAGCCUGAGCCUGCUCACCAGCAUGGUGGAUGACAUGUGGCAUUACGCUGGGGACCAGUCCACUGAUUUUAACUGGUACACCCGCCGAGCUGUGUUGGCUGGCAUCUACAACACGACAGAGCUGGUGAUGAUGCAGGACUCCUCCCCAGACUUUGAGGACACUUGGCGCUUCCUGGAAAACCGAAUUAAGGAUGCAAUGAACAUGGGCCACACUGCCAAGCAGGUGAAGUCCACCGGAGAGGCCCUGGCGCAAGGACUUAUGGGAGCAGCAGUGACACUCAAGAACUUGACGGGUCUAAACCAGCGCCGGUGAGCAAGCAGGGGUGUAAACUAGAGUGCCCAGAAGAAAACCUGCAGAUACAUUUAAAUGGCUUUGAAACACAAAGAGCUGUCCACGGAACAGGGUGUUAACAAGAGAACACCAAAAGACUCUGCCACACUACCACAGCCACCUGGAAACCACGGGGCACUGGAUCAAACAGUUGUAACCUGGGAUUGGGCCACUUCUUCAGUUCCUAACACCAGGCCAGGCCUCCUCAUACCUUUCUGCAUUGCAGUCACGUGACUGAAAAAUGUGGCACUCGAUCAAGCAUUCAAGCCACGGAAACCCAGCACAUCCCUGUCAUGGUCUCUCAGGCACCUAGAUCAUGUCAGCCUUCUUAGAAGUGCUCCCUGGGGCUUGCAAGAUGGAGUCAGAGUCUGAAGCCACCUGAAGUGGCAGCUCAUCCACAGCCCAGCACAGGCCAGUGCACACAGGGUGUUCCAUGCUGCCCUUUCCUUCUCCAGGGUCUUGAGCUGCUGCACCUGGGAACCCCCUGAGCAGGCGGCCUCACCUUAGACUGGUGCUUGCUGGACAGCAGUGUUUGGCCUGGUCAGAGGUGUGGUCCCAGGCCUUGUGUCUCAUUACACCAGCACACGUUGCAGCAUUAUUAGUGAACUUAGAAUCUGUAAAAAUUGUAAUAAAUGUUUGAAGCAGUU